Molecule: messenger RNA, 1280 nt
Organism: Papilio xuthus (Asian swallowtail)
Lineage: Eukaryota; Metazoa; Arthropoda; Insecta; Lepidoptera; Papilionidae
Gene: Mettl4
Product: Methyltransferase like 4
Exons: 5
Coding region: 99-1202 (367 amino acids)
Biological process (GO): methylation
Cellular component (GO): nucleus
Molecular function (GO): nucleic acid binding; methyltransferase activity
Source: RefSeq, a predicted model, not a curated record
UAUUUAAUUGUCAAUGUCAAUUCAAACAACACAGCAACAGAAAAGGCAUGCAUUUAUUGUGUAAAUAAAUGUGAAGUUAGUAAAAUACGUUUAAUAAAAUGAGUAUCCUUUAUAAAAGUGAAAAUUACUGUGCACUUGAUCAUCAUGGUUACAUUUCAAAAACUUACCAGAAAGUAAUCAUUACACCCGAACAGUUUAAAUCUUAUGCUCUUACAGGAUCAAUUUUUUCAAUAUCUAAUAAUAUUUCAAGCGAUGUAAAUACCGGAAAGUCUAGAAAACGAAAAAAAGAUGCAAAUAUUAUUAAUCAAGAGGCAUCAUCGGUGCAAGCAAAGUUUAAGAAAUUCCUGCAAUUAAUAUCAAUAGAUGUUAUUGAACAUUUUAAACAUAACUACAGAUUUGUAGAUACUUCGUCCGUAAGGAACAUUGCAAAGAAAUAUUUUGAAUCCACUAUUUUCGAAUUUUCAAACGUAAGUGGGGGAAAUGACUCAAAUUUGCCAGUUAAAUGUAAAAUUAAUGAUGAUUAUUUUCUUAUACCACAGAAUUCACGGUUUUUUUGUGGAGAAGUCAAAGAUGGUUGUAAAAAACUUCAUGGUAAUAAAUAUAAUAUUGUGAUAGCAGAUCCUCCUUGGUGGAACAAAUUUAUAAGAAGGUUGAAAGCUGCAAACUCCAAGUUAAGUUAUUCUAUGAUGUAUAAUGAAGAUAUAGCAAAUAUACCAAUUAAAAACCUUUUUGCUGAUAACUGCCUUGUUGCAGUUUGGUGCACCAACUCACCAAGUAAUGUGACUGCAUUAAAAGAGGUGAUAUUCCCUAAUUGGGAAGUAGAGUAUGUAACAACAUGGUAUUGGCUCAAAGUGACCAGAGAUUUGAAACCACUCUGCGAAUUUAACACUGGAUGUAAUAAACAGCCAUAUGAGAGAAUAAUUAUAGGAAAGGUUGGUGAUGUAAAGAAUGUUCCGGAAGAUAAUUUGAUUGUGAGUGUACCAAGUGCUUUACACUCGCACAAACCACCUUUGUUAGAUAUUUUAUCCUCGUACAUAGCACCUGAGGAUCCUCAAGCUUUGGAACUAUUUGCAAGAUAUUUACUACCAAAUACUACUAGUGUAGGUUAUGAACCACUCAAAUGGCAACAUAUUUCACUUUUUGAAGUUUUAGAUGAAAACAAAACAGAUGUAUGUACUCACAAUGAGCAAGACUUGACAUAAUUUAUUUUAUCAAAAAUUAUGAUGUAUGUUUUUUUUAUUUAACAAUUUAAAUAUUAAAUCAUAAAUGAUUUUAGACAA